Chanos chanos (milkfish) is the source of this 3535-nucleotide messenger RNA. It is a transcript of the gene radil2a, whose product is annotated as Ras association and DIL domains 2a. Gene Ontology annotation, molecular function: GTPase binding. The record is from RefSeq and is a predicted model, not a curated record. Gene Ontology annotation, biological process: negative regulation of Rho protein signal transduction; regulation of GTPase activity; signal transduction. The coding region runs from base 1 to 3486 and encodes 1161 amino acids. Gene Ontology annotation, cellular component: cell-cell junction. The transcript is spliced from 17 exons. NCBI's taxonomy places the organism in Eukaryota, Metazoa, Chordata, Actinopteri, Gonorynchiformes, Chanidae.
AUGAUUUCGGAGGAAAGUAACCACAUAUCAAAACAAGCCCUCGGCUUUCCAGUGGGAUUAUUGAUCCGCUCUCCGAAAAAACGUCUGGCCAAAAUCGGGAGAAAGCCAAGCAAUGGAUCUUUACAGUCCAACACCUCAGAUAGCACAUCUCAAUCUGUGGAGAGCACCGGUGUGAGGCAGCCCGCCAAGAGCAAAAUCCGUCGCCACAACAACAGGCUGUCCACAGUUUUUAACCGUAGCCCUGUCUUAAGGGACGGUCGACAGGUUCACGGUGGUAGGACCAUGGCUGGAGACCUUCAGGCUGCCGAUGACCCCGCAGAGCUGUCAUGUCAAAUGUCUGCUCCUGGAAUCCUCAAGAUUUUUGGUAGUGAUAUCUGCCAAGGCACCAACUACAAGAGUGUGCUGGCCACAACUCGCUCAAGUGCCAAGGAAUUGGUGAAGGAGGCCCUGGAGAGAUACUGUCUAGAGAAGGAAGAUCCAAGAGACUAUGUGCUCUGUGAUGUGAUUGGUAAGAUUGGGGCGGACCACCAGUGGAAGACUGAGUGUUUCCGGGUUGUUGGUGACCUUGAAAGGCCCUUGGUGCUGCAGUCACUUUGGAAACCCAAAGAAGGAUUCUCUCGGCGUUUUGAGAUUCAGAAGAGAUCGAGUGUGGAAGAGCGCAACGCCAAGGACACAGACGUAAUAACUGCAGGUUUGAACGCUCAGGUACGGAAACUUCAGCAUGGAAGGUCACGGGUCACAUCUCUGUUCGUGGACAGCAGCGAUGGAGAGAUGGAAGGCAUGAGCAUAUGGAGGAGUUUGAGUGACAUGGACAUCACCGCCAUGGGCAAGGAAGCCUGUAAGGUCCAAAAAAGUCCAAUACAGGAGGACCCGGAGGCUGAGGCCGAUAAUGAAACUCUGAAAGAAUGCCUGAGCUUGGAGAAAGAGGAGACGGAGAGCAGCGACGACAACACCACCCAGUACUCUAUCCAUCCUCCCUUCGACUUCCCUUACUUUCUUCUCCUGCAGGGCUACAACCACGGACAGGACUUUGUGAUCUACCUGAUGAGCAGGAGCAGCUGCGUGUUUGGCAGCUGCAGCGAGCAUUUCGCCGCUGAAGACGAGGAGGGUCUGAAGGUGGACGUCUUGCUCUUCGGCCCAGACAUACUGCCCCUGCACUGCUGCGUCCGGCGUACGGAAAACCCGUCCGACCCGUCUGAAGGCGCAAGGAGGUCCCACACGCUGCUGAGGCCGUACGACGGCGCCGCGGUCACACACAACGGCAACCUCCUGAAAAACGAGGCGCGGCUCAGCCCGGGAGACCUGAUAGGGAUGGGCCAACACUACCUGUUCAUGUUCAAAGACCCCACCACCUCAGGAGCAUCUCAGUCACCUCCCUGGGUGAAAUCUCUGUGUCCCGCUGUGACAGCGCCCCCCUGUAUAAGCUGCCGGUCUUCGGUAAGGAGGCCCCGGGCCCAGCGCAGAACCGUGGCCCGGUGGAGGGACCUGGAGGGUAGUGCGGUCAGCCUGUCGUACGACGUCCAGCAGGAGGACGGAGUUCUGGAGAAGAUCCUGACGAUGGUGGACCCGUCAGGGGACGAACCCAAACUCACUCCAGCGUUCUUACUCUGUUUGUGUAUCCAACACUCGGUGGCUAAUUUUGAGAUGGCACAGUUUCGCAGGCUGCUGUUACGUAUGGCCAACCAGAUUCAGCUCACCAUGUGGGAUAGGACAAAAGAGCUUUCUGCGCUUCAGCCAGAUGGGGGUUCUGGAGACAUGCCGCCAGAUCCAGAGGAGCUAUGUUUGCUGAGCUUGGAGGAGCUGGUACCAGGCCUGAAACCACUGGUUCUAUGGAUGGCCAAUUCCAUUGAGCUCUUGCACUUCAUCCAGCAUGAGGUCCCCCAGCUGUUACCAUGGAGACAGCAGGAGGAGCAAGAGGGGGAGAGCAAAGGAUUGUUGCAGUCAGAGAUUCAAUCCACUCGCACAGCCAGUGAGGAGGCCAUGACUGUCCUAGAAGAAAUCAUUAUGUUUACCUUCCAGCAGUCUGUUUAUUACCUCACUAAAAGUAUGUACGCGACUUUGCCGAAGCUGUUGGACAGUAACCCAUUCUCAGACGGUGGUCAUCUGAGAGUGCCCGAAGGCGUCAGCGGCAUUCUGGACGUCCUGAAGGGGGCACUGCAUCUGCUCAGCGAGUUUCAGGUGCACGCAGAGAUCUCCUCUCAGCUCCUGGCCUACCUGUUUUUCUUCACCAAUGCCUCACUCUUCAACGCUCUCAUGGAGAGAGGUUCCGGAGGUGAGUUUUAUCAGUGGUCCAGAGGAGUCCAGAUUCGUGCCAACCUGGACCUGAUCAUGGAUUGGACCCAGAGUAUCGGGCUGGGUGACAUGGCUGCCGAAUUCUUUCAGAAACUCUCAUCUGCUGUCAACCUUCUAGCCACUCCAAAGGAGAACCUACUUCAGGCAUCCUGGUCAUCUCUGAGGGCAGAGUUUCAGCCUCUGAACCCAGCUCAGCUCUACCACAUACUAAGGGAGUAUAACUCAGGCAAACCUUGCCCCCCAGCCUGGACCCCCUCCACUGAAGACGCACAGGCAGCACUCACAACCUCCAACAUCCUGGAGAGCUUUGACAACCACCCUCCACUCAUCCUACCAAACAGCUCCUUUAACCUGGAGCUGGGCAAACCCAUCACAGACUCGGGGCUCUUCAGACAGCUCCAGUGCCUACAGGAGUUCAUAGGCUCUCUCCCAAAGACAGACUCGCACGUUUCCACACAGCCGGAGUCUGUGUGUUCUCCCACGGUCAGUGAACCUGAGGUCAGUGUUCCUCAGGCAGUGUCUCAGCCAGUCAGCUACCCUGUAUGGCAAACAGAGGACCGUCUGUCUGAGUCCGCAGCGCACCCUCAGGUUCGGGGGUCUCACGGCAAUUUGAGCUCCUGUGAGGCGGUUCUGUCCCAGAAACUGAAGAACCUGGAGCUCCAGAACAGCUUACAAGGGGGUGCAGAUCUUGGCUUCCAUAAGAGUCUGGCUCUGGACCCAUCCUGCCUACUCACCCCCCCAAACACCCCCCAGGGGCUGGACCUAUCGGAGCUGGAGGCUGCUCUGCAGGAAGGGGCAGCGAAGCAAAUGAGACAGGUCCACAACGCGACAGAAAGCAAAGACCAGAGGAGCGACACCAAAGAGGAGGAGGAGGAGGACGGACGUGAGGAGGUUUUCACCGUGGAGCUGAAGAGAGGACCUCACGGCCUCGGACUGGCGUUGGUGGACGGAAUGAAAAUCCCGCUGAAGAUGAGUGGGAUAUAUGUGAAGUCAGUGGUGCCUGAUUCACCGGCGGCCCUGUGCCAGAAACUGCGGCUGGGGGACCGGAUCCUGGCGGUAAACGGAGUGAGUCUGGUGGGAAUGGAUUACCAAAUCGGAAGAGAUCUCAUCCGGACCUCUGGAGAUUCUCUCCGGUUACUGGUGGCCAAAGCAGAUUCCAGGACCAGUAACAGGAGUGCAGUAACAGAAUGCUAAAAAGAUUUAUGACGGAGUGGACGCGACGAGACAGCCGAGCGCUUUUUAA